This is a messenger RNA of Lactuca virosa, 600 nucleotides long. The record is from the annotation of a GenBank genome assembly. Lineage: Eukaryota; Viridiplantae; Streptophyta; Magnoliopsida; Asterales; Asteraceae.
AUGUAUGGGAGGGAAACCGAGGACUUCUGGCUUGUGAAUCCUAUCACCAGGCAUGAAUUUCAUUUCCCUCAUGCCCCCUUCUAUUUCUAUAGUGUUGAAUUAGGAUUCUGUGGUAUCCUUGUCUUUUCAUCUUCAAUAUCAAGAUGGGUGUUUGUUAUCUCAAGGAGAUGCACCUGUCGAAUAUGGUUUCCUAUAGCGGGUGAAGGAGCAUGGAAUCAUGUGUCUUCCACUUCCGACAUCCUUGAUAUACAUGCUCUCAAGGGGAAGAUAUAUACCUUACACACUGUUGAUCAUUAUUCAUGGAAAGAAAACCUUUAUGUGAUGAUGGAAACUUAUUCCAAACAUUCUUCGUAUAAGGUUCAUGAACUGGAUUUUGGUGAAAUGAAAUGGGUGCCAUUUGAAGAGACAAGUGAUGAAUAUGAUUUUUUUUAUAACCACUCGGAGCCUAGUGCUGCUGUUAAACAAGAGUCGUGGGUUGACCCUCCGUCACCAAACAUGAAAUAUUAUGUUACCAAUAAAAGCGAAAAAGGCAAGUUCUUUUAUGCGAAUAUGUGGUACUUCCCUCAUGAAUGUAUGAAUGUUGAUCUCUUACAUGAGUGA